Ornithorhynchus anatinus (platypus) is the source of this 4198-nucleotide messenger RNA. RefSeq names its product leucine rich repeat containing G protein-coupled receptor 5 (gene LGR5). Gene Ontology annotation, cellular component: membrane. Gene Ontology annotation, biological process: G protein-coupled receptor signaling pathway. The transcript has 19 exons. Gene Ontology annotation, molecular function: G protein-coupled receptor activity; protein-hormone receptor activity; protein binding. Bases 1 to 2706 code for a protein of 901 amino acids. The record is from RefSeq and is a predicted model, not a curated record. NCBI's taxonomy places the organism in Eukaryota, Metazoa, Chordata, Mammalia, Monotremata, Ornithorhynchidae.
AUGGACGCCUCCCCGACGGCCGCGCUGCUGCUGCUGCUCCUCCUGCGCCCGGCGCUGCUGCUGCAGGGGGGCCGGCCGCGGGGCUGCCCUCCGCACUGCCGCUGCGAGCGGGACGGCCGCCUGCGCCUGCGGAUCGACUGCUCCGACCGGGGGCUCGGCGGGCUGCCCGCCGCCCUCAGCCCUCACACCUCCUACCUCGAUCUCAGUAUGAACAACAUUACUAAGCUGCCCCCGAACCCAUUGUAUAAUCUGCACUUCCUGGAAGAGCUACGUCUUGCUGGAAAUGGCUUAACAUCUAUUCCCAAAGGAGCAUUUGCUGGCCUUUCCAGUCUGAAAGUGCUCAUGCUGCAGAACAAUCGGCUCAGGCAGGUUCCCUCCGAAGCACUGCAGAAUCUGCGAAGUCUUCAGUCCCUGCGUUUGGAUGCCAACCACAUCAACUCCGUUCCACCCAACUGCUUCAGCGGCCUGCAUUCUCUCAGACACCUCUGGCUCGAUGACAACUCUCUGACGGAAAUUCCAAUCCGGGCGUUUAGGAGUCUACCGGCCCUGCAGGCCAUGACACUGGCCCUGAACAAAAUUCACCACAUACCAGAUCACGCCUUUGGAAACCUCUCCAGUUUGGUCGUUCUACAUCUUCAUAACAAUAGGAUCAACUCCCUGGGAAAGAAGUGCUUUGAUGGGCUCCACAACCUAGAAACUUUAGACCUGAAUUACAACCAUCUAAAUGAAUUCCCCACUGCUAUCAGGACGCUCUCAAACCUCAAAGAACUGGGAUUUCACAGCAAUAAUAUUAAAGCAAUACCUGAACAAGCCUUUGUAGGCAACCCCUCGCUCAUAACAAUACAUUUCUAUGACAAUCCUAUCCAGCUCGUUGGGAAAUCUGCUUUUCAGCAUUUACCUGACCUCAAAACACUGACUCUGAAUGGGGCUUCACAGAUAACCGAGUUUCCCGAUCUGACUGGGACGACAAGUCUGGAAAGCCUGACCCUGACGGGCGCAAAGAUCACCUCUCUUCCCAAAGCCGUCUGCGAUCAGCUACCGAAUCUCCAAAUGCUCGAUCUGUCUUAUAACCUGCUUGAAGAUUUACCCCAUUUCUCGGCUUGCCGGAGACUUCAGAAAAUAGACUUACGUCACAACGAAAUCGGUGAAAUCCAGGCGGACACGUUUCGGGAGCUGAGGACCCUGCGUUCACUGGAUUUAGCUUGGAACAAAAUUGUACAUAUUCAUCCUGAUGCUUUCUCUUCUGUACCUUCUCUGAUCAAACUGGAUCUAUCUUCCAAUCAUCUAUCAUCUUUUCCUGUCACCGGGCUACAUGGUUUAACCCAUUUAAAAUUAACGGGAAAUCCAGCCUUGCAGAGCUUGAUAGCGUUUGAGAACUUUCCAGAACUGAAGGUCAUGGAAAUGCCUUACGCUUACCAGUGCUGUGCAUUCGGAGUCUGUGAAAGUCUCUACCGACCGGCCGGUCAGGGGAACCGAGCUGACAACAGUAGUCCGGAUGAGUUCCCCAGGAAAGACUCUGGGAUGCUGCAUCUUCAAGAUGAACGCGACUUUGAGGAUUUUCUGCUUGAUUUCGAGGAAGAUCUGAAGGUUGAUCAUUCUGUGCAGUGCUCACCACGUCCAGGGCCCUUCAAACCAUGUGACCAUCUGUUCGGUAGUUGGCUUAUCCGGAUUGGAGUAUGGACCAUAGUCUGGUUGGCUUUCAUCUGCAAUACCCUGGUGAUCUCCACCGUCUUUAGCUCUCCCCUGUGUAUUUCUUCGAUCAAACUUUUGAUUGGACUGAUGGCGGCGGUAAACAUUUUAUCGGGGGCCUCCAGCGGCGUUUUGGCUGUUGUGGACGCGUUCACUUUUGGCAGCUUCGCGCAGUAUGGUGCGUGGUGGGAAAGCGGGGUAGGCUGUCAAAUCACAGCUUUUCUGUCCAUCUUUGCCUCGGAGACAUCUAUUUUCCUACUUACCCUGGCAACCCUCGAGCGAAGUUUCUCCGUCAGACGUUCGGCCAAACUGGGGACGAAGGCCUCUCCCUCCGGUCUGAAAAUAAUCACCCUCCUCUGCUUUCUGUUGGCCCUGUGUAUCGCGACGGUUCCACUGUUUGGGGGCCGUGACUACGGCGGCACGUCCCCGCUCUGUCUACCCUGGCCUUUCGGAGAGCCCAGCCCCACAGGUUAUAUGGUGGCCCUAGUCUUGCUGAACUCCCUUUGCUUCCUCGUGAUGACCGUCGCCUACACCAAACUCUACUGCAGCGUGGAGAAGCGGGAACUGGCGACGGUUCUGGACUGCUCUAUGGUGAAACACGUAGCCCUGUUACUCUUCACUAACUGUAUCCUCUACUCUCCUGUGGCCUUCUUGUCCUUUUCCACCUUAUUAAACCUCACCUUUAUCAGCCCCGAAGUGAUGAAAUCUAUUCUUCUGGUCAUCGUCCCGUUACCCGCCUGUCUGAACCCCCUCCUCUACAUCCUCUUCAAUCCACAUUUUAAAGAGGACAUAGGCAGCCUCCGAAAACAGACUCUCUUCUGGAGAAGAGCGAAUCACACCAGCCUGAUCUCGGUGAACUCGGAUGACGCGGAGAAGCAGUCCUGUGAUUCCACUCAAGCCCUGGUCACCUUUCCGGGCGUCUCCCACCACAGAACCUCCCCUUCCCGAAUGCCACCAUCUUGUCCGAUGACUGAAAGCCGUACUCUUUCGUCCGUGGCAUUCGUGCCCUGUCUCUGAGUCGAGCGGACGCAAGGGAGUUAGCACUUCUAGAGUCGGCGAAGCGGGUGACGGGGAUGGAGGAUAUUAUUCUCUCGGCCCACCUCCAGAAACGCUAUCCGAGAACAGAGACCCAGGUGAGCAACCGACGGGGAAAGACUCCGAAACUCCCCAACUCUGGGGACGAAGGGCGAGUGAGCAAGAGGCCCGUGGAGAGCUCCACCCAUUAAUGACUUCUGGAGUUCUCUUCACCGCCGCGUCGAUCACAGGCGGUAGGUGCAAGUGUCAUCCGAGGAGAAUUCCUGGUAGGUUUUUGUGGCGAUCAUUCCAGGCCUGUCAACUUCAGAGAAUAUUCCUCAAGAAAAUGAGUUCCUGAAACUCUUCUAAAACCUCUCAAACUAACUGGAAGGAGCAGGGCUGCCUAAAAUAGACCUCGUUAUUAAGAGAGUGAAGGAACCAGGGAAACACACUGGCCUUCGUUGAAAUAUCCGUGGAGGUACUCGGCCUCGACUCGGCUCAUCGUAGGCUCCCGUCCCCUGACGGUAUAGGAAUAACGACGGGAUCCAAAAUUGGUUAUUUCAGAGCAACCGCUUUUUGUUUCGAGACUGAUUUAAAGGACGGUUGGACACUUCCAAGGCUAAAUGAAUUCAGAUUUCCAUUAAGUCAAUCAAGUAAAGAUGGAAACUCCCUUUUUCACUCCUUAGUGACUAAAACUGGAUGUGCAGGCUUCAGAGGCCGUUACUGGCAAGGGACACACCUAGAAAAAACGAUUUUCUCUCUCUCUGGACUUUUUUUUCUCUCCCUAAGGGCUUAAUGAAUCGAUCUGGAUGGAUGGACGCCUUUGGAAGACGACUGAAUGCAGAAGUGGUGAAUGUUCAGUGAGUCUUGGUUGUUUUCUCAAUCUCUGUAAAACUUCCAGGAGGGCAACGUGUAGCUAGAAAAUGAAGCUUGAUAUUCCAGAUUAAACAGCCACCACAUUAUCUUGUCCUUUAGCUUGGCUUAACUGUUUUCCAUCUGUUCUGAUGGGCACGACGUCAGCGGCGUUCCUUCUCGGCUUGGCCAUAUUGAGUACAUAUGUAAGAUGUUUGCGAGGCGAAAUAAAGUCUUACUUAGAAGAUGGAUUGACGCUUCUUUUAUCAGGACGCUCUAAGUCCGUAAAUCAUCCAGACCAAAUGGUGGGUUUAUUUUUAUAAGCGUGUUUGAGAUAUUUCCAUCAGAUGUUUUAACUUAGAAUUGGAAAAGUACAUUAAUGAGAUUUUUUUAUAAGAUGUGUAAAUAUAGAACUGUAUUUAUUACUCCACUAAAGCCACGGUAACUCUUAAGGAACAUGACAAUAAGCCAUGUACAGUUGCAUCCUAUUACUUAAGUAUUGCAUUUUUGGUCUAAUUUUACUACAUUUGUUCUCUGUAUAUAUGUAAAUGUAAAGCGUCUGUAAAUAGAUUACAUUCCUGCUUUUCUAUUGAUGUACCAAAUAAAACUAAUUUGUAAUAAAAUGUAACUGUAAAAUGGAAAA